ACUAUCGUUCCGUCACUGUCACUGUCACCCAACCAAAUUAUCAGAUAAUUUCCAAAAAACAGAAAAUGUGGAGAUUUUUCAGGGAAUUUCCGCUAAUUUCAGUAAAUUUCUAAUUUUAUUUUUACAUAAGUAACCCUCCGAAAGGUGCCCGUUACCACACAAACUCACUGUGCAGUGUCUUAACUUAAAAUAACUAAUAAUAAUUAAAAGUAGUGUAUAAAAUAAAAGAUGGGCAAUGUACAAGCAGCUUAUUCGGCCCCGCCGCCGCCUCCUCCCUCCGCGGGGGCUCCCGGAUUCCCCGAAAAAAAACCCACCGACCUCCAAGCGCCCCAGGAAGAAACCAUAGAAAACCCCGGACCACUGGAAGAAAUUCACACUAAGUGCAAAAACGUGUUCCCCACAUGCUUCGAAGGAGGCCGAAUAAUGCUCACCAGAGGCCUGAGCAACCACUUUCAGAUCUCGCACACGAUAAACAUGAGUUCGGUUACACCCAGCGGGUACAGAUUUGGGGCCACAUACGUCGGAACGAAACAAAUCUCCCCCAGCGAGGCCUACCCCAUCCUGCUGGGUGAUAUCGAUCCCACCGGGAACCUAAAUGCCACAAUUAUACACCAGUUAAGGCCGAGGUUACAAGCGAAAUUCGGGGCCCAAGUGCAAAAUUCCAAGUUCCAAGUGGGGCAGCUCACCAUGCAUUAUAGGGGGGACGAUUAUACGGCCAGUGUGACCAUGGCCAAUCCGGAUAUCAUUAAUAAUUCGGGGGUUAUGGUGUUGCAUUAUUUGCAAGCGGUUACGGCGAGGUUGGCUCUGGGUACGGAGUUGGCUUUCCAGAAGGGGCCCGGGGUGCCCGGGGGUGAAAUUGCCUUACUCAGUGCAGCAGCAAAAUACACGACCGAAAACUACCAGGUAACCGGCACGGUGGGAGUGUCCGGGGUGCAUUUAUGUUACUACCAAAAAGCGAGCAAACAGUUGCAAAUCGGCGUGGAACUGGAGGCGAACAACCGAAUCCAGGAAUCGGUCGCCUCCAUCGGUUACCAGGUCGAUUUGCCCAAAAGCGAAGUAGUCUUUAAAGGUCACGUGGACUCGAAUUGGUCGGUGGGCGCGGUCCUGGAGAAGAAACUGAGCCCUUUGCCCUUCACAUUGGCCAUCAGCGGUCUGAUAAAUCAUCAGAAGAAUAAUUUUAGGGUCGGAGUGGGGGUGUUGAUAGGUUAGGGUCGAACGACCGUUUUCGACUGCUUAAAGUUGAAUUUUAAACGAAAAAAAAAAUGCGGCUGCUACAAAUCGUUUUUUUUCUUUGUUUUUUUUUUUUUCGUAGUUCGGAAGUAAAUGCGGCAUUUUAACUAUUUACUAGUUUUUUUUUUAAUUUGAUUAAAUGUAUUUAUUUCCGGGGGAGGGUCGUCAUUUACGCGAGGGCCGGGCAAACCACCAGAUUUAAAAUUUUUUCGCUCUGUCCUCGCUUCAGGAAAAUUUAAAUCCGGGCAUAACGUGCCGUAUUUCAAGUUUGUCCGGUCCUGGAAAACGUCUUUUUCUCUUAAUUUUUCUUAUGUCUAGAAGCGCACCUCGACGACCCCUCUCCGUCGUUCUCGCAGGUUGUUUUUGUUACCUUUUUUACACACUGUACAAUACAGAAAAAAUAAAUCAUGUAAAAUAGACAAAAUAUAUUUGUUGAUUAACCAUAA
Messenger RNA from Anthonomus grandis grandis, 1676 nucleotides. RefSeq names its product mitochondrial import receptor subunit TOM40 homolog 1-like. The record is from RefSeq and is a predicted model, not a curated record. Gene Ontology annotation, biological process: protein import into mitochondrial matrix. Bases 229 to 1209 code for a protein of 326 amino acids. The transcript has 4 exons. Gene Ontology annotation, molecular function: transmembrane protein transporter activity. Gene Ontology annotation, cellular component: mitochondrial outer membrane translocase complex; mitochondrial outer membrane. NCBI's taxonomy places the organism in Eukaryota, Metazoa, Arthropoda, Insecta, Coleoptera, Curculionidae.